Molecule: messenger RNA, 3431 nt
Organism: Strongylocentrotus purpuratus (purple sea urchin)
Lineage: Eukaryota; Metazoa; Echinodermata; Echinoidea; Camarodonta; Strongylocentrotidae
Exons: 3
Coding region: 1998-2696 (232 amino acids)
Source: RefSeq, a predicted model, not a curated record
UUCGAUGCUUUGUUGGGACAAACGUCUCGCUGCAGGGGGAUGUGCAAACAAUGGCAAGUCGUUAAUACCAAGCCCGGAAGGAAAACAAUAUCAUGGUUAAGCACAAAAUAGACCCAUUUUGAAAAUACAUAAAUGUAUUACAUCAUGCACGUACAAUCAUCAACCUAUGAUGAACGAGUACGUGUAUAUUGUUUUUGUCAUCUUUCAGUAAGUACCCCAACAAGCUUAAUCAAGGCGAUGACAUAAAACAUUAUCUGGAUGAUCUCUAUAUAUAGCCGUGUUUGAUGUAUAUGCUGAUCAAUGCCAGACGACACAUGCAACGUCGAUUCUAUAUCUACGGAGGCGCUACCAUAAUUGAAUAAAAACAUGUGAUAUUCAGCUGCUCCCACUCUUCGCACUUGAGAGGAAAGCCAAGCGUCGGGUCUGAAGUUCAAGUAGUUGUUUGUGUUUGGGAUGCCAGAGCACAGAGUCAACCGUGGUGAUCAUAUCCACCGUGAGGCCCGAUGAGGCAUACAUCAUCUCGAGGAGAGGAGACAACAACCCAUUCGGUCAAUGUUAUUGAUGCUGAAGCUGAAGCCGAGAUGCAUGGAUAUACUAUAUCCAUAUGCUACAUGUUAUCUUCAAAACAUUCAGUUUCGAUUGUCUGAAUAUGCAGCUUCUGUCUCCCGGGUGCAUUGUGAUUCGAUUCUGAUGAAAGCUUGAGAAGAAACGCGAUAGGUGUGAGCCAUUUUGUGUGCUACAUCCCUCGGGUCAUUGGUGUGUUAAAAGUCGUCUUCCUUCAGUUCAGUUGUAUGCAAACCAUUCUGUGCGACGCGGAUUCUUGUAAAGCAUUCAUCCUUCCAGUAAUAUAUCAUGCGAAUAAUAAUUCUUUGUGCUGAGAAAAAGGACCCUCAUUCUGCGCUCCUACGCAACGCCCGAAAUUGAACUUGGGUAAAUCGGUAUUGUUUUUCUGAUUCGAGUGCGACACUGCCUGUGACGUCAUCUUCGCAAUGGGGGAUAUCCGAUUGGUUUCAUCUAAACUAUAGCACUCAUAUAUCCACACAACAUGAGAUAAUUUACUCUGCAGCCGUCUACAAGAACAUAACAAACAUAUAAUUUCAUUUGUGGAACAGAUGAAUACAAGACAGAUGCAACGAUUGACCAUGCAGUGUCUCACCCACAGCUCGAUUUCUUUAAAUUAACUUAUAUUCAUGCACAGCGGACAAGUAACUUGUUAGUAUUUAGACAACAAAUAUACGUAAAGGAACCAUUAACUCUGUACUAUAUAUUUGAAUCAGCUGAAAAACGCACGGAACUGAACUUUGGAUUUGUUAUUGUUUUCUGGAUGCGAAGGAUGAUCGACAUGCACUCACGCAGAGUAUAGAUCGGUGUGGAUGUGUUUGAUAUCCUUGGUAUGUGAGGCGCUAGCUCGCUUCAUGGCCUAACAUAACUAACUUAAUUAUCUUUGACAUUAUAUACGAAAGGUAUAUAUAGAUGUCCUGUUUGAGUAGAAGAUGUAUACAGACAACGGAUGAAAGCCCAAUGCGUCUUUAAGUUGAAUUGACUCGAGGGCGAGUGAAAUAUUUCAACUGUAAUUAUCUUCAUUAUAUUUAUGAUUUCUAUUAUCGGAGUAAACAAAAACCCUUGAAGGCCUAUCACUAUUAAAUUGGUAAACGUAUGUAGAGGGUUAAUCGGAGUCGAAAAGAACGGAGAAGUACUGGCUUGAUUGAACUAUAAGGCCACUUUGGCUUAGCGGUGAACACCAUAUCAAUGUUAACCAUCUUUUUGAUAUAUGGAUGCCUCAGUUGCUCAAAUGAUCGGAGGAGAACAAAAACACGAUUAGGCCUAUCAUUGUUUGUUAAUUGGUAAAUGUAUAUACAGUGUAUUCAAAUAUCAGUCUGACGAUUAUCUGACCACUCGGAUAGCACCAAUCAACUGUCUCAAAACUGACCUCAAAAUAAACAUGACUAUUUUAAGAAUAUAGAUAUAGGUCUUUAGACUGUUGUAUUAAACUUACUAUGGAGUGUGAAUCAGAGGCUACAGGACCGUCUGAGGUCGAUCGCAAGAUCAUCGAAGAUUUCUUCAUGGAGCAUUGUCGCAGUAGUCAGGCCCGACUGGGACGCCUCGACGUCGAUUGCUGGUCCGUCACUCGACGACUUGUCUCAUUCCUCUCCGAGAUCGAUGACCACGAUGCAUCACAGCCUCCACGUCGUGUUCGUUGGAUCAUCCGGAAACCCAUAUCGGUGUUGCGGGAACCCAAACGAUCUCAUCCUUUCAAACGACGCAUCGCUCAUAUCUUUCGCAGACGAUUACCCGCAGACGACAAGCAUGUAUCGCGAAAUGAAAAGUCCCGCCAAAAAGGACACCGCACGACGAACUCUCAUCCGACAUCACCGGUCGUCUUCGAGAGCUCUAAAAUCAGCCACUGGGUUGUCGAAUGGAAGGGAUACGUCGUUGACGCAACCGUCAUGCAGUUCGUCGAACUCGAAUCCGUAUUAGACAACGAGGGGACGGAUAAUUUAAGGAAGCGAUGUUAUAAUGAUGACGAGUCGAUGUCAUUUAAGAGUUGUUCUGACAUCCAUCCGCCCUGGGUGCAUGAGCUUGUAUCGCGAGGAGGAUGGCAUAGAGAUUACGCGCAGGGAGUGGCGACCAGGCCGUACUUCUUCGGUAAGGAGAACGAACAUCCGAUUCGAUGUCACGCUGAGGUGGUCAUUUGAAGUGGGCAUCAAACAUGAUGGACUUUGCAAAGAUAGUUAAGCAGAGCCAUAAAGAUUUCAGAUAUGCGGCGAUGUCAUUAAAACGGGUAUUAAAUAAUCAAUAUCUUUCAUGACUUUUGUUUUUAUAAUACAAGGCUGGUAUUUGAGUUGUUCACUCAACCUAAAACAUCUCUUCCUAUGUUCACGACUUUCAUAAUAAUUAUUCCGAAUGAGUUCAUAGUCUUCCAUUUGCUGACUUUGAAAGCUUUGACUUAUCAUGACGUUGAAAAUUGCGCGAUACUGAUUGAUUAUUAUGUUUUUCGCAUAAUGAUGAAGUUGAAUGCCGUAGGCCCAUUACUGAAUCAGUAUUAUUUUUCCAUCUUCUCAAUUUUAUAUGACUGUAUACCAAAGAACUACCAGGAAAUAUUCGUACGGCGUGACGAAAAAUCCGUCCUAAUCAUUAUGGGAUGUAAUAAGCCGAGAAGCAAAUAUGAACACCCAGUAAUAUGCUUUUUAAAGCAAAAGCUGCAGUUUGUACAUAUUUAGAUUAUUUUCUUUCCUUGAUGUACAUGUAUAUGUCCAUGAAAUAGUUAAAUGGAUGUAAGACGAAGAGUUUAUGUAUUACAUCUCAUGGAACGAUUUUGAUUAUGCAACAUUCAGUUCUACAAUCAUGAUUGUUCAAUUCAUCGUUCACUAAUGUCUUGAUAAUUAUGUAUGUUUUGAGAUAUUGGAUAUAAUAUUUAUCCUUACCAUAAA